AUGGACACUCCAAAACCAUCAACGUCUUCUGGAGCAAAUACCACUCGUCGAUUCGAAAUGCUGUGCAUUAUGAUGCUCACCUUUGGGCAGUUAUGCAUCAUGACGGGAUACGAUUCACAGUCGUUCAUUUUGGAAUCGGUGAUACAUUCGAUUCAUGAGAAGGAACCCGAGAGGAUUAGUCCAUAUGCCGGGUACUAUGGCCAAGCCGUCUGCUACCUGGCCUAUGUCACCGCUUGUUUCUUCUCACCGUCCUUCCUCUAUGCAACCAGUGCCAAAACUACCCUUCUGAUCUCUUCAAUCUGCUUCACAUCGUUCCCAUUGGGCUUCUUGUUUACCAACUCGUACUACUACUAUUUUUCAUCAGCUUUAAAUGGAAUUGGAUUUGCUUUUUACUACACUGGUAACGGUGGAUACAUCACUUCCCACUCAACUCGUAAAACCAUCGAGUCCAACGUCUCUCUUUCUUGGUGUCUAGGAUGCUGUUGUAUGAUCGUUGGGUCAAUCAUAAUGGCGAUAAUCACAGCAGUAACCCAGGCGCCAGAAAUUCUGGAAACAGCAGCUAAGAUCACAAUCGGUGGUCAUGGAAUAGAAAGAAGAUUUGGGGAUAGUGAAAUCUACCUCCUAUUCUCUGUCUUCGCCGCCAUCUCCUCACUAGCCAUUUUCAUUUUCAUGCUCCUGCCAUCCCAAGAUGUCGCGAAUUGCAUAGAAUCUAGUGAUAAGCAAGUUAGCUUUACAGAUGGGAUGAAACUCAUGGCCGAUACGCUGGUCUCCUCAAAAAUGUUCAAAUUGGCGCCAACAUUCCUGCUCACAGGAAUUCAUACGUCAUUCUGGUUGUCCGUUUUCCCGACAACUUUGACUUUCAACAUGCACAAUUCGAAAUUGAUCUAUCUUCCCGCUAUUUAUGGCUUUGGAAUUGGAAUUGGAGAGACUAUAAUGGGCUGUAUCAUCUCGACUCUGAGCAAACGAAUCACGGAUUUUGGCUUGAAGCCAACUAUGCUAAUUGGUUGCGUUCUCACCACAGUAUUUUGUACAGUAGCCCUUCUAUCAACUCCAUACAAUGCCACGACAACACCGAGCCAUGAAGACCCAUUAUUGUUUCAGCCGAGUCGGGUUACUGUAUUCCUUGUAGCUGUAAUUGGCGGGAUGUCAGAUUGUUGUUUGUGCAGUGUCCGAUCAGUGAUCUGUGCACUGGCUAUGCCCAAACGCAGAGCUCAAGCGUUUUCAGUGUCUAAAAUCUAUCAGUCCCUUGGAUCUUGUGUCAUCUUCUUUAUCUCUCCAUUCCUAAACCUCUAUCAUUACGUGUUUGGAAUUCCAGUGCUAUGUUUUUUCGCUUGCAUUUUCUUCUUUCGCCAAGCUGGCCAGACUCAAGUUAUGGAACGGAAACUGACGCAAGAGCUCGAGGAAUCUGAGAAACGGUGGAUCGCUAAAGAACUGGAAGCUAUGCAACAAGCCUAA
Caenorhabditis briggsae is the source of this 1455-nucleotide messenger RNA. Bases 1 to 1455 code for a protein of 484 amino acids. The record is from RefSeq and is a predicted model, not a curated record. The transcript is spliced from 8 exons. NCBI's taxonomy places the organism in Eukaryota, Metazoa, Nematoda, Chromadorea, Rhabditida, Rhabditidae.